UUUUUUUAUGGCCGCGGAUUCCUUGUUUUGACGUUCUUUCAUCUUGUAAUAAAGAGGGGAUUUUCACACAUUGCAAAUUGGAAUCGAGCGUAUUAGCCGCCAAAAAGAAUUUUAUAAUUAAUUAUCUACUUAAAGCUAUCAAUCUGGAAGUACUACAAGCAACUCGAGAGGACGCUAAUAUGACGUCCGUUGCCAGGAGAAGAGAACAAGAUGAUUCCGGCGAAUACUCUGAUGCAUCUCAGGAUGUUGAGAACUGUAACUCUGGAAACGAUGCUGGUCAGCAGGAGAGUGACUAUGACUCUCAAGGGAGUGACUCUGACCAUUCCGAAAGGGAUCCAGAUAAUCAGGAGUCGGAACGUCGCGUCGACGACGACGAGGAUAGAAGCAAUCCGCAGUAUAUCCCCAAGCGCGGGACCUUCUACGAACAUGACGAUCGAACUGCAGCCAGUGGUGAAGAAUCAGCUAAUACCACAUCAGAAACCGCUUCGGAGAAGAAAGAAGGGAGCGAGACGCCGGCAGAGCGCCGCAGGGCUCCGCGGAAGUCCGACAUUAUCAAUAAAUGGUCCCACGACAAAUAUAAUGAAAACGAACAGAUGCCAAAAUCCCGCGACGAACUGGUAGCCAUAUACGGCUACGACAUCAGAAACGAAGAUGCUCCACCCCACGCGCGCCGUAAUAGGAGAUAUGGCCGUGGCCCCAACAAAUACACACGUACAUGGGAGGACGAGGAAGCGUACAGACGUCAGAAUGCUGCGCAAGCGCAGCCUCGCAAGCCGCCCAACCCGGAGGACUUCCCCGAACUCAACGCUGCUAACAAUAAGCAGAAGCGCACCCCCCGGCCCCGCUCGAAGUCUCAGCCGGCGUCUAACGACGGCUCCGACGGCGGCUCCCAACAGUUGCGUCGGAACGCCUCCAUCAAGACGCCCAAAGCUAAGACCGAACGACCCGAUCGGAAGACUAAUAACAGGGUGGUGAGUAAUAACUCCAACAAGCCGUCGCCGAAGCAACCGCACCGAGAGAAGUUACCACCGAUUGAAAACCUCACGAUAACUGCUACAGUUUUCAAUAAUAGUCAAGGUCAAGGUCAGAGGAAGGUGAACUCGGUGGCGCAGCAGAGGCCCGUGCCCACCGAACUGAACAAACCCGCGCCCAGACCUCAGCAGCCCCAAUCGCAGAGUAACACCAACAAGUCCCCUCCUCAAACAGCACAGCAGAAGCCUACAACACAGAAUAACCAACAGCCAGCUUCAGGACCGGAGCCCCGCGGAGGCAGCAAACGUUACAGCAGUCUCCGCCAGCGGCCGCUCGCCGAGACGUACUCCCCACAACAGCAACAACAGCAACAGCAACAACAACAGCAACAGCAGGUCCCAGCACAAACGCAACAAACACAACAGCCGCAGCAACAACAACAGAUCAGAUAUAAUGAGUACCCGGCCAAUUCCCAAAGCGGUUCACAACACCAGGGCAGCCCUGUGCCUCAGAUGCACCCGCAACAGCUUUUACACCAGACGCGGUGCGCGGUGCCGCCGGCGCACGGCCCGUCGCCGCCGCUGCAGCACACGCAGCAGGUGAGAUUGGGGAUACUGGAGCAACAGCAGUUGGUGUCCCACCCUCAUCAUCAACUCCACAACAUACCACAACCACAUGCCAUGGGUCAGUUACAACCAGCUCAAGGUUAUGCUCCUCCAGCAAUGUUGCCGGCGCAGUAUAUGCAGCCGCCUUCGCAGACUGGCAACACAGGCGUGCUGUGCAACCCCAUGUUCCCGCAGCCCGCCGCCCCUUAUCCUCACCCGCAGGUCUACCCGCACCAUAAUUACGCGACACAAGCGGGCGGAGUUACAUACUACAGUUGUGCGGAACAGGAACAGUUGCCUCGCGCUCAGAGACGCCCAACUGCGGCCAUACCCAUAGUGAGGCCGCACAAUGAUAGGCCAGCGAAUUCCUCUGAAAAGGACAAUAUUGAUAGGAUUGUCGAGAAUAUGUUCGUUAGAAAGCCCUGGCCGACCACACACGGCGCCGAUUCAAAAGAGAAGCCACAGACUGAAAAUCGCAGUUCCCAAGAGCCACAGAGCAAAGAAUCCUCACAACCCAACAGUCUAACGUCCAGCUCAAUAUCAACUGACUCGAAACCGUCCGAGAUUAAAGAAGAUGUAAAAACAGAAGAGCCAAAAGAAGUAGAACUAAAAGAUACGACCGAAGAAAGCAUAUCAACGGACGCCUGACUGGUAAGGAUAAAGUAUUACGAGGCUUAUCAAGCGAAAUACUAUAGCGGAAGGUAAUUUUUUUAUUAGGACGGUCACACAAAGUAAAUUUUUUUAGGGCAACAUUGUGUUGUACUAUAGUCCGCGUAAAUGGCGAAGGUAAUUUCGGUUAUUGACAUUUAGGUACAGACUUAAUAUUUUAACUUUAGUGAGUGUACUCGCUAAUGAAUACUAUUUAUUGAAUGUAGGUUUGAAACUUAUGAAACAUUGUUGAAAUGUAAGGUUAAAAAGUUAUGUGACAAAUUCUUCUAAAAGGCUCAUAAUUUGAACGUUAUGCCUCGCGGCUUAAUCAAUACAGUUUCCAUUUUAGAUAAUAUAAGUUUUUUUGAAAGCUGGUUCUUUAUUUCCGAAUGUUUCUCAGAAUACGUAAACAUGUAGUGAUGAUCUUAUGACGUUAAAAUUCCUUGAUACGUAUCAUACUUGUCGAACAAAAUAAAUGCUAAGUUGUUGCAUUUAUUAUGCUAAUUUUUAUAUGCUAGAUAUAUAUAUAUAUAUAUAUAUAUAUAUAUAUAUAUAUAUAUAUUCGAAAAUAAACCAAUUUAUUUAUUUUAUGUACUAUGUCACUAACAUUUAUCUCUCCGUAUCUAAAGUAGUAGAAUAACGGUUAUUAAGGCUUAAUUAAUUUUUCAAUACAUUUGGUCGAAACUUUACAACGCUUUUGUUUUAUUUGAAGGUGUGUUGAAAAAGUUGUGCGACACAAGCGUUUGAUACUCCGACUUAUCAUAGCGCUCGGCUUUACCUCGCGCGAAAAUCUGACCUUUCGCGUAAUAUGACCAACAUUUGCAAGUUUGUAUCAUAAUGUACUAUAUUUAUUCCUAUAGGUUUAUCGAUCAUGAAAUCGUGAGUAGAUACUUGAUUUUCUGUGCGUUUUAGAAACGGACUAUAAAAAUAACAUUAAGUUUAAAAAAAAUCUUGACUAUUUCACCGUGUGACCGUCCUCUCAUAUCGUGUUCUAAAUUUAACUUUGGGCUGUGUUAAUAAUCUGGUAAUCUGUUUAGGCUGAUUUAAAUAAAAUAUAAUCAUUUUCCGUAUUGAUUUUGAACCUUAUUUCUUCGACAUAACGACCUUAAAACUACCUGAGGUAAGAAUCUUGCCUACAAUAUGAAAAAACUUAAUAAAUUCUAAAUGUAUAUAAAAUUAUUAUUUUACAGCCGUUUUAAACGGUUAUUCAAUGGGCUAUUUUAGGUCACAAAAUAAGCGACAUCUUUUUUUCCAAUCUUAGCCUGUCAUGCAUUUUAAAUUAAUAUUUAAGUAUCUCAAAAUUUCCAAGAAUCAUAUUCGUGAUUGGUAUUUAGCCCAAUUAAGUAAUUAUACAUCACAAAAAUGUCGUAACAUCGUGUUCUUUUGUGUUCAUAAAUGUAUUUAAUCGAGGUGCAAGUGUUAAAUUGUAGUUAUAACACCACCGUUUUAAGAAACCCGAUUAAAUUGAUGUCUUUUUGUUGUAAUGUACAGUUUCACUACAAAUCAUUGUGCAAAGUUAAACAUAUAUGACAUUUCACGAGAAAAUUUACGUUAUGCGGGUAAGCCUUAAGACUUAAUUUUACUUGCUCAUUUUUAUUAUACACUAGCGGACUAUCCCGGCUUCGCUUGUGUAAAACGUAAUAAAUUAUACACCAAAAUCCAGUACAAUAGUUUUUGAGUUUAUCGCGAACAGACAGACUGACAGACGCGGCUGAGGACUUGUAAGGAGGCGCAUAAUACGUAUUAAGCGACUGCCCUCCAUAAGGUAACGUUUCUCGUGGAACGUUGUAUUAUUAUCCACUUAUAAUGAAAAGUCACUGACAACAAGAAAAUUCAUCUUAAAGUUGGAGGGUAAUGUGUUUGCUUGCAUACCGCAUAUACGUUUGCCCAUUAUGAUAUAAAAAAAAAAACUUACCGCACCGCUUCCAUCAGGUACGAUGUCGUUAAUUGAAAAUUAGCUUUAAUGCGUUCUCUGUAGACAUACUUUACGUUGGCAAGACGAUUUCAACAGUUCGCUAAUUUGUUGUCAAUUUAAAGUGUGUCUACUUAGGACGCCUUAAAGCUCAUUUUCCAUUAACGCCGUCGUAACUGGUGGGAGCAGUGUGGUGUAAGUGUUCAUUUAUGUGCAUCCCGCUUAGUAUGAGGAUCUUAAUGUUCGGUUUCCAUUUAAAUCAGCUUUUAUAGAUAUUUAAAAUAAAGUUUCAUAAAAAUAUCUUAAGGGGCCUUCACCGCUUCAUUUCCAUCUGGCUGUAUACGUGGCUAUGUUACGUUGAUAUACGUCGCUGCACUGCAGUUGUGGCAAACAAUACUACGUUGUUCCGUUGACGGAGUGCAGCGCGACGGAACAGUUGGGCCGCGCUUUUAUCUGUUUUUUUUUUUUCAAAAUUACAUUUUAUUUUGAGAUAUUAGAGUUCACUUCUUUAGAAAAAUUACUUUAGGUAAUGACUUUCAAGAUUAUUUUCUUUUUUGAUUUACAUGAAUUAUGAUAAAUAUAUUUAAAAGUGAGAUCUCAAAAAUAAAUUGAUGAAAAACAUUGAUUUCAAAUUCCAUUUUGUUCAGUAGUCUAAAUAUCCGCUCCUUAGCCCAAUGAGAAUCAAGUGUGGGAGUGAGACAACGAUAAUGUGAGCAGACGUAUAAUGGAAUUGAGAAUGGCAAAAAAACAAUCCAACAUUACAGAAUUUUACUUGAAAAGUGCGCUUACAUAAAUUAAUCGAUUGUAUGGAACAUGUUACAUGAGCUAUUACUACGUUGUUUUCGAUUUAAAAACUGUAAAAUUUAACUUUAAUGUAUGUUUGUGCGAUAUGAUAUUAAAAGCUUAGGUGUAAAUUGUGUAAAAGGGCUAAUUGAAGGAUUUAAAAUAUUUUUUUUUUAUCAUGAGUGAAAAAUUUUGUGAGCUUUGCGAAAUGGCAAUAAUUAUUAAAUUUAAUAUAUAUGUUACAGCGAAACCCCGAAAUACAACUACACGUAUUUUUAGCCGCCUAGAUCUAGGUGUCUCAGUUGGCUAGAUCUAGGUUUAGUCUUUAUUAUCUUGGCUAAACCUAGUUUUAGCUCCACUUCGGGGUUAAGCCGGAAUAUAUAUACAAUCUGAGGUCAACUUGAUUUUCUGAACCAGAUUUCUGAAUACAUUUUAUGUAGCAUAUAAAAUAAAGACUUCAAUGUAAAUCAUUGCAGCCGGUCGCGCAUCUCUUGUUGCCCUGCCUGGAUUUUUAUGCCGUUGUAAUAGAGUAGAAUUUGCAAUGAAUUCGACCGAGUCGAUGUGCUGUUGACUGUAUUCAAUAAAAAAUAUAUUGUGAAAGUUAAUUGUGGCCCUUGAGAUUGUUAAACUUGUUAUAAAAUCUCUGUACGUCCGAGUUCAAUCGUUAUUUAAAUAUUUUAAAUAAAUUGAAGGUACUUUUAUUUUUGACGAUAUUAUCAGAUUUUGAAUUUGUUUCCAAAUUUUCUUGUAUGGUAACUUACUUGCUUAGGUUGAAAUUGAGCAAAUAAUCGUCAAAGGCAAAGAAAACUAUAUACGCGGUUAGCGUAGCCACAUGAGAUAGAACUAUUCAAUACACCUAUAGCAGGUUGCAGUAGGCUGACUUGGUAAAAAACACGUCUCCUCGUGUCGCGUCGCGUUUAUUUUCCGAGUUAUUUCAACGAACGUUUAAACCGCCGCGACAUCACUAUCAUUAAUGCCCGUUAAUUUUCUCGGGGAAGGAGUCUUUUCCAAAAUAUAACAUUAAUAAAAUCACCCCAGUACAGAUUAAUUAUUUUAUAAAAUAUGAGAAAAAUAGAUUCAUAUCUUUGUUAAAAUUUUAAAAAUUAUAAUUUUUCGCAGCGGCUGUUUAAACGCUCGUAGAAAUCAUCCGAGCAAAAUAAACUAUAGUUCUACAUCGUAAUGCUAUAGUGACGCGCGUCGCUUCUACUUCUUCUAUGUGUACAUAGAGCCAUCGAAAUCACACGAAGGAUAUUCAGCGGCCAUCUUGGUCUCCUUUCGUUGUAAGAUUACACCAGUCUUAAAUGAGACAGAAAUAUUUUCGCUUUCGUUCGUUUGCUCUGUUUGGACGUAGUAUUAUCAAUUUGUUUGAAAAUAAAAGUGUCACAUCUAACUUAUGUGUUGAAUACGAGACGAAGUGGAGAAGUGUUAUGACGUAUGUAUACUGCUUCCAAUGUAUAUAACUUAAAAUAUUUUGAAAGUUGUCAACUUUUGGUUUUGUGAAAAAAAAUAUGCUAGGAAUAUGUGCAAAGAUUCUCGUUUGUUAGAAAGAGCUAUGAUAUAUGGAUCCUUAUAUAUAAAUGUAUCAAGAUAAUAAUAAUAAUAAAAAACUUUUUCGCUUUUGCUAACAGAAUUACAUCAUACUUUUAUGAUGAAGACCUUUGUUUUAGUUGCAAAAUGUCUCUUUCUGCAAACAUGUUUCUCAGUCAUAAAAUGUAUUUUUCUCGUAACGUCCUAACGUAGAACAAAAUCUAUGAUUUAAAAUUAGCAAUAAAUUAUUUUUCUUUAAAAGUCGUAAACUUUAUUCUAAUUCCUGUUUCGAUAUUUUGCGAAGGCGACAUUAGGAAAAAGAUACAUUAUAUGACUAAGAAACAUUUUGCGAAAAAUGGGCAUUAUACGACUGAGCCCAUAACGUCUUUUUCGCAAAAUGUUUCUACGAACUAAUUGAAUUCAUAUUUUAACACUUUCGUUAACAGAUGUUAACGAAAGUGUUAAAAUGUCAAUUCAAUUAAAAAAGAAUAACAAAACACGUCUUCCUAGUUCUAUUUUGUAAAUGACUGUCUUAAUUCAAGAUUUAAUUUUUCGUUGCGAUUACUAUGGUCUCGACUUUUACCCCAAAAGUAUGAUGAUAAGAAUGUAAUAUGUGUGUUUAUGGAGCCUAUUUUUUUUUGCACAUUUUGACGAAGGGGAAAAAUCAUAAUCCUCUUUUUCGCUUCGCUCUUGACGGCUAUAAGGUCACACUCGAAAAUAAUUUUCUUUCUUAUCAUAUUUUAUAUGCAUUUACAGGACUUGAUUGCUCGAGAUAAUACAUGACACAUACAAAAAAUAUUCGGUAUCAUGUUAUAAUUAACUGGUCCUUAAUGGUAUCUAAUUAUUUUGCCAGUAUAGGUACGUGUAUUGCAAUAGUUUAUGUUCUUGAUAUCCAAACAAAAUUUAAAAUAGUUUUUUCAAGUGACUUUUUAAUCUGCAAAUAGGUACAUAAUAAAAAAAUAGUCUUGAACAAAAUAGGCACCAUAAACAAAAAGAAAUAAUAAACUUUAUUUUCGUAAAGUUUCUUUAAAAAAUGCAAGCAUAACUUGCUAAAAUGGUUUUAUAAAAUCUAUAAACCAAUGGUUUUAUAACUAGUCCUUUUUAUAAGUAUCGUGGACCCCAUAUGGGAUCAUAUUUUUAAAUAGAUAUGUUGUUUAAAUCACUCAAUUAUUACUACUGGCAAUAAACACUUGAGUUAAAAGGGUAUUUUAUAUAAAAAAAUAUAUGAAAAAAGAAAAAAAAAACAUAAUGCUUUUGUAACUAAGUUGGUUAUUUAUUAAAUAAGUAAAUCUUCGAAAACUCGAA
Messenger RNA from Plodia interpunctella (Indianmeal moth), 7752 nucleotides. It is a transcript of the gene btz, whose product is annotated as protein CASC3-like. The transcript is spliced from 19 exons. Gene Ontology annotation, cellular component: exon-exon junction complex. Lineage: Eukaryota; Metazoa; Arthropoda; Insecta; Lepidoptera; Pyralidae. The record is from RefSeq and is a predicted model, not a curated record. Bases 180 to 2225 code for a protein of 681 amino acids. Gene Ontology annotation, biological process: mRNA processing. Gene Ontology annotation, molecular function: mRNA binding.